Messenger RNA from Acipenser ruthenus (sterlet), 1893 nucleotides. RefSeq names its product sorting nexin-12. Lineage: Eukaryota; Metazoa; Chordata; Actinopteri; Acipenseriformes; Acipenseridae. The transcript has 5 exons. The record is from RefSeq and is a predicted model, not a curated record. Gene Ontology annotation, molecular function: phosphatidylinositol-3-phosphate binding. Bases 97 to 582 code for a protein of 161 amino acids. Gene Ontology annotation, cellular component: early endosome membrane; retromer complex. Gene Ontology annotation, biological process: late endosome to Golgi transport; endocytic recycling.
CCUAUUGGUUUUCGUGGCGCUCUAUCGCUGAAGGGGCAGGUUCUGCUGUCGCGCUCCAGUCUCUCUCAGUCCCCAAGUGGCAGCUCGGAGCUGAAAAUGUCGGAACCUACGGUAGCGGACACCCGCCGGUUAAACUCCAAGCCGCAGGACUUGACUGAUGCCUAUGGGCCACCUAGCAACUUUCUCGAAAUUGACGUUUUCAAUCCACAGACCAUUGGCGUCGGCAGGACCAGAUACACUACUUACGAGCUCCGGAUGCGGACCAACCUCCCCAUCUUUAAAAUGAAGGAUUCCUGUGUGAGGAGAAGGUACAGCGAUUUCGAAUGGUUAAAGAAUGAGCUGGAAAGAGACAGCAAGAUCGUAGUGCCACCGCUGCCUGGGAAAGCCCUGAAGAGGCAGCUCCCCUUCCGAGGGGACGAGGGGAUCUUUGAGGAAUCCUUCAUCGAGGAGCGACGGGUGGGCCUGGAACAGUUCAUCAACAAGAUAGCGGGGCACCCCCUGGCGCAGAACGAACGCUGCCUGCACAUGUUCCUGCAGGAGGAGACCAUCGACAGGAACUACGUCCCGGGAAAACCCCAGUGAUCCAGAGAAGCUGUGCAUUCCACCAGGUCCUAGCCGUUUGUUUUAUUGCAAGUCUCAUCACGAUAAAGCCAACGCUGCCUCAACACAGGUGAACCGACAAGCUACACUCAGCUCUCUUUGUUUGUAUGUACAUGUAAAUACUGUAUAUAUAUAUAUAUAUAUCUCUCAACUGCUUGAAGAUUAGCAAAAUGCAGCAACACAAACGGUGUGUGUGUGUGUGCACGCAGCGAUGCUUGGGAGACUGCAUUUUGCUAAAUCUGGAUGAAAUUCUCAGCCGACUUAAAGUGGUUUGCUUGCUCACAGCUCUUAUCUUAAUAAUGUGUGUUACCAAUUUAAUGCUGAGACAGCUACUCGGGGGGACAGCAGUUAAGCUGUCCCCCGCUUCACCCACCAUCACCGGCACUAUCUGUUGUGUGCGUAUUAACAGCCGAGUUGUGUGCUUCUGUCGGUGCACGUGCACGCUCGCUCGCACAAGUGUCUGAUUCGGAGCACGCAUGGGCUUUGAGGUUCAGUGAACACAAUGUUAUUUUACAAAAUCAUAUUAAUGUUGCUUAGAAAAAGGAAUCUCGACAUGUUUUAGAAGGCAGAGGGAGAGUUCUGAAGGUGUCUACUGUCUCUGGGUUACCAGGGCAAGCUCUUACUCCACCCCACCCCCCUUUUGGUUGGCCGCCUUGGAUUUGGGGUGUAAAAUGCUAAAGAAAUGGGAAAACGUUUCAAUGAGAGAACAGCUUUUUUUUUUUUUUUUCUUUUGAUGCAGGUUUUUUUUUUUUUUUUUUUCAUUCCUUCAGUUAUUAACAUGUUGCUCAAUAUUUUGUUGGCUUCCUCCAGUGGGGUAUUUAAUAUCAUUUUGCCUAAAAAGAAAUCCAUGAAUCUCCCACCACUAAGAGGGCCCAUAACCUUUAGAGUGACCCCCUGCCUUUCAAUUCUGGAGUAGGUUAAAAAUCCUGUGAUUUCAUUGGUGCUCGGAGCUGCUUCUCUGAUUUGAUUUGUCACUGUAUUGCCCAAUCAAUCUUCAGUAACCCUUUAUCAAACAAAAAAGAAAGGGACAUGUCUUCCUGAAACAUCCCACCACAUUUUGAUUUCCACAAACAGAGACUGAGUACAUUUUAUAUGAAAACAUGCUGGUGUUGCAUUAUCCUUUAUAUAUAAAUAUUUACUUUGUAUUGUUGUUAUUAUUUAGCCACUUUUCACAUAUGUAACUGCUGUGAAAAUUAGCCUGGGCUUCAAUAAAUAAAAAUAAUGUCUCCGAUCUGAUGUCAAGAAAAAUGUCAUGUCAAAUAAUCAUGUUCAUAUAAACCACUGUGAAAACCA